Messenger RNA from Acinonyx jubatus (cheetah), 2357 nucleotides. RefSeq names its product chordin like 1 (gene CHRDL1). The transcript is spliced from 13 exons. Bases 139 to 1944 code for a protein of 601 amino acids. NCBI's taxonomy places the organism in Eukaryota, Metazoa, Chordata, Mammalia, Carnivora, Felidae. Gene Ontology annotation, molecular function: protein binding. The record is from RefSeq and is a predicted model, not a curated record.
CGCCGGGCGCCCGGCCUCUCCGGCCAAGUGGGGAGCGGGCGGCGGGCGGGCAGGUGGCCCCGGGCCGCCGCGCCCGCGCCUUGGCUCUGCCCCCGGGAGCCGAGCGAGCCGCUGCUCCCUCGUGGUGUGAGGGCGGUGAUGUUUUUCCUCCCACCCACUUUUGAGUCCCCCCUCCCCCCUCGCGCGCACUCUAGCUCUCGCCACAACCUGCGAGCCCCAGACCUCGGAGGAGCGCCCCGGAGAGCUCGGAGCGCGUGCACGCGUGGAAGACGGAGCAGGCCAGUGGCCAGGAGCUUGAAUAUACCGGGCCCUGACAGUUUUGAGUGGCCUCUUGCAGUGACCAAAAUGAGAAAAAAGUGGAAAGUGGGGGGCACAAAGUGCAUCUUUUCCUUGUUGCUGUUCUUUCUUUUCCUAGAAGGAAGCAAAACAGAGCAAGUAAAACAUUCAGAGACAUAUUGUGUGUUUCAAGACAAGAAGUACAGAGUGGGUGAGAGAUGGCAUCCUUACCUGGAACCUUAUGGGUUGGUUUACUGUGUGAACUGCAUCUGCUCAGAGCUGGAGCCAGAAAAGCUAGAAACACCACAAAGCCAGGCCAGGAGGAGCUUUUGUCUGCAGUUGGCGGGAGGCUUUGAAAACGAGAGCAGUGGUGACCCCAGCUUCAGAAAGAUAUGCCAGCCAGCUAUCCACCAACCCAGCAGACGUGCUAGUGAUGAGAAAAGGGAAGAAAAUGCUGAUUUCAUUCAGCUCCUUGGGAAUGCGUCAUUCACUGUCUGGAAUGGGAAUGUGCUUUGCAGCCGAGUCAGAUGUCCAAGCCUUCACUGCGUCUCCCCUGUGCAUAUUCCACAUCUGUGCUGCCCGCGCUGCCCAGAAGACUCCUUACCCCCAGCGAACAACAAGGUGACCAGCAAGUCAUGUGAGUACAACGGGACCACUUACCAACAUGGUGAGCUGUUCAUGGCUGAAGGGCUCUUUCAGAACCGGCAACCCAAUCAAUGCACCCAGUGCAGCUGUUCGGAGGGAAACGUGUAUUGUGGUCUCAAGACUUGCCCCAAGUUAACCUGUGCAUUCCCAGUCUCUGUUCCGGAUUCCUGCUGCCGGGUGUGCAGAGGGGAUGGAGAAUUGUCGUGGGAACAUUCUGAUGGUGAUAUCUUCCGGCAACCUGCCAACAGAGAAGCAAGACAUUCUUACCACCGAUCUCACUACGACCCCCCACCAAGCCGACAGGCUGGAGGUCUGCCCCGCUUUCCCGGGGCCAGAAGCCACCGAGGAGCUCUCAUGGAUUCCCAGCAAGCAUCGGGCACCAUUGUGCAAAUUGUCAUCAACAACAAACACAAGCACGGACAAGUGUGUGUUUCCAAUGGAAAGACUUACUCCCAUGGCGAGUCCUGGCACCCCAAUCUCCGGGCAUUUGGCAUUGUGGAGUGUGUGCUGUGCACUUGCAAUGUCACCAAGCAAGAGUGUAAGAAAAUCCACUGCCCCAACCGGUACCCCUGCAAGUAUCCUCAAAAAAUAGAUGGAAAGUGCUGCAAGGUGUGUCCAGGUAAAAAGGCAAAAGAAGAACUUCCGGGCCAAAGCUUUGACAGUAAGGGCUACUUUUGUGGAGAAGAAACCAUGCCUGUGUAUGAAUCUGUGUUCAUGGAGGAUGGGGAGACCACCAGAAAAAUAGCCCUGGAGACCGAGAGACCACCUCAGGUGGAGGUGCACGUUUGGACCAUCCGAAAGGGCAUCCUCCAGCACUUCCAUAUUGAGAAGAUCUCCAAGAGGAUGUUUGAGGAGCUCCAUCACUUCAAGCUGGUGACCAGGACAACGCUGAGCCAGUGGAAGAUCUUCACCGAAGGAGAAGCUCAGAUCAGCCAGAUGUGUUCGAGUCGUGUGUGCAGAACUGAGCUUGAAGAUUUGGUCAAGGUUUUGUACCUGGAAAGGUCUGAAAAGGGCCACUGUUAGACGAGACAGGCGGUAUUGGAUAGGAUAGAGCAAGAAAAAUCAAGCCGCAGCUGGACUGCAGGCUUAUUUUGCUUAAGUCAACAGUGCCCUAAAACCCCAAACUCAAAUGCAGUUUAUUAUUCACGCCAUGCACAGCAUAACUUGCUCCUUUAUGUGUCAGUCCUUAAACAUGUCCUCCAAAGAGACUGGGAGAGUCUUGAAUUAUUUGUGGGAGGAAGAGGGAUAGAACACCACAGCACUGCUCUAAGUUUCUGGGAGAAUCACAUUUCUUUACAGGUUAAAGAGUAAACAAAACCGUAGGGUUUCUAUCUAGAAAGUUAUUCCAGUGAAAGAAACAGGAGAGAAAUGCUUAGUAGGAGUUCUGUAGUACAGAGAAAAUAUUUGUAUGAAAUCAUACUCUUUGAAUUUUAGAA